Messenger RNA from Sorghum bicolor (sorghum), 784 nucleotides. RefSeq lists its product as uncharacterized. The transcript is spliced from 3 exons. The coding region runs from base 63 to 584 and encodes 173 amino acids. Lineage: Eukaryota; Viridiplantae; Streptophyta; Magnoliopsida; Poales; Poaceae. The record is from RefSeq and is a predicted model, not a curated record.
CAGCUUUUACAUAGCAAACAAACCGCAAAGAAAAAAAAAUCCUCUCCACCUCUCCACGCAUCAUGGCGCCGCGUAACAAGAGCUUCCUGAUCGCUUUGCUCGUCGCCGCCUUGGCCGUCUCCCUGCACCUGCAGCCAUCAGCGGCGAUCAGGAUCCCAGCACUGAUCCCUUGCAUCCCAGGCCUUCCAAAAAUCCCGUUUAUCCCCUGUUACGACGUCGAACCAUCGCCGCUACCGCCGCCGCUGAAAACUCCAUCGGAGUGCCGAACUCCGUUGAUGAAGCUGAUGCCGUGCGCAGGCUACCUCACCAACGCCAGUGUGUCGAAGCCUCCCAGCGCCUGCUGCCAAGGCUUCGAUUCCAUCGUUAACAGCGGAGACGGAGAGGGCAUCUGCCUUUGCCACGUUGGGAACGGCGAUAUUGGCCAGCUUUUGCCGGCGCCCCUGAACAUCGCGCGCAUCUUCAGGCUCACGCCAGAUUGUGAUAACGAUAUACGAUUGGAAGAAUUUGCUGAGUGUAACAUGAAUGACGUGCCGCCGAUGACUCCAUCGUCACCGGGAAAGGUGGCGCCACCACCAGCAUCUUAAUUAAGUAAGGAAUUGAAGUAGCGGCAGGAGCUUAGAUGCAUUCUGUCACGGGAAAUAAUAAAAUUACGGAUUGGAGAUGGCUGUGCCUUUCUACAUAGGAGUACAAGUAAAGUGUAUUAGGUUUAUUAUACGGUUUCAAUCAUAUUCCACCUUGGUUAAUUAGGAUGUUUCAGUUAUACACGCCACCACCAGGCGCCCCA